Molecule: messenger RNA, 4320 nt
Organism: Nematostella vectensis (starlet sea anemone)
Lineage: Eukaryota; Metazoa; Cnidaria; Anthozoa; Actiniaria; Edwardsiidae
Product: gamma-aminobutyric acid type B receptor subunit 2
Exons: 15
Coding region: 1058-3820 (920 amino acids)
Biological process (GO): gamma-aminobutyric acid signaling pathway; G protein-coupled receptor signaling pathway
Cellular component (GO): G protein-coupled receptor heterodimeric complex; membrane
Molecular function (GO): G protein-coupled GABA receptor activity
Source: RefSeq, a predicted model, not a curated record
CACCGCGAUACGCUUUAUCAAUCUAGCUGUGCUAACAAAUGCUCUUAAAUGUUUAAAGAUUUGUUUAUUUUUUGCUCCGAUCUCCUAUCUUGUUUCGAGGUUAGGCUUUUAAAAAAACAAAACAAAUUUGUAAAAAUAAAUAUGACCCUGGCUCCUACUAAAACAAAACGGUUAUUGCAUCGAGCGACACAGAAAGAUCUGCGCAGUCUGGGGCACUUAAUGGUUCGUUCACUUAUGACGAAACGCUCACAUUAUUGUCCAUGCAUCAAUAAGACUCAAAUGUCACAAAUGGAGGUCCAUAAAAGACAAUCCAGAAAUUGCUUAGGUGCGUCAUUUGUAGCUAAGUUACUGCUUGUUGUCAAGCUAUCAACAAUUGGAUACGGAAACGUAAAAUUAGACAAAAUUAAUAACUUCUUUGAAAUCAUUGCUCCCCCCCACUCUUUAAGUUGCUAUGAUUACAGUUCACGUGUCGAAAUUUAUGAUCGAUGCUACCUAGAUAACCCUCUUGUAAAUAACUACUUAAAACUCCUUGGUAGUUUUACAAAGCUGUUUUCAGUUACACCUAAUUGUAUACUGUUAUCAUAAACAUUAGUCUAAUCAAACGUCAUUACCCUAGUGGUCGAGGCUUUGAGAGCAUAUUAUGCUCACCCCUACCAGACAUGUUCACCAGAGAAGUGAUUAAUAAUUCAGAAGAUGAAAUACAAGCCUCGCGAUUAUACUGCCCCGUUAUUGUAAUUAGACCGAUUCAAGUUGAAGGAAGCAGGAUAAAACAUACGAGCACUUUAAUCUCUUACUGGUGUAAAAGAAAUUGCAAUUAAUGAUUCCUCCAAUCCUAUCAAGUCAGCGCGCUACUCUCGCUUCCUGUAGCAGAUCGUAUACUAUUAUGCAUAGGAAGGUGAUAUUAGCGUCUGCUCAAAGGCAGUUCCUGUAAAGUCCAAAUCAACUUUUGUGAAGGGAACCGGGCAAACUAGUAACCAGGAGAAAUCUUCAAGAGUCGCGGGUAGAGAUAAACUUUACUGACCUUACCGCGGACAUCGCCCGCAAGAAAGUCUCGAAUAUGUUCAUUAAUUUCUUGUGGCCUGUUAUUCUAACAGCCACGUUAACAGCCUCGAUUGCUAAUAAUUCAACGAGGAAAAAACUCUGGAUUGGCGCUUUUUUUACUGUGGAUAUUUCUGAUGGCGGCUGGAGUUCUGCUGGAGUUUUGCCUGCCGUGGAAAUGGCGAUAGAAGACGUGAAUAAUUCAACGAUUUUACAAGACUACGAGCUGCAUAUGGAAUGGAGAGACACAAAAUGCAAACGAGGCUAUGGCAUCAGACAGUUAAUGGACCUCCUCGAGCUGCCAUCAGACAAAUCCCCCAUUAUGCUUAUCGGCGGUGGUUGCUCUGUUGGGACAGAAGCGACGGCCGAGGUCUCCCAUUUUUGGAACUUGAUUCAGAUGGCGUUUAGUGCAAAUUCGAUGCACUUGUCUGAACAGGCCCGUUACCCUCUUUUGUUCCGGACUUGCUACACAGAGAGCAUUGGUAAUCCUGCAAGGAUCGCCAUUCUCAAACGAUACGGCUGGAAAAACGUCGCCACUGUUUAUCAGAACGAAGGACUCUUUACGCUAACAGCCAUUCAUUUAAGGGAGAUGCUGGACAAAAACAACUUCACGGUCAUCUCAUCAGAAAACCUUGCAAACGACCCUACCUUCCAGAUACUUAACCUAAAGCAAAAAGAUGCUCGUAUCAUAAUCGGGAUGUUCUAUUCAGCAAUGGCAAGGAAGGUUUUCUGUAGGGCAUACAAGGAAGGUAUGUACGGUGCACGGUACCUAUGGCUUAUUCCUGGAUGGUUUAGCGACCAGUGGUGGAACAUCACAGACACUGAUUGCACGCCUGCGCAGAUCAAGCUAGCCGCUGGAAACUAUAUCGCGAUCAUGGAGUCAACCUGGAGCACAGAUCCCCGUUUAACGAUAAACAGACAGACUGCGGCUGAGCUAACAGAGCGGUACUUCAAGCGUGUCGAUGCCACACCCUAUACCCGUAACGAAUACAGCGUAUUCGGAUACGAUGCAGUGUGGGCCGUGGCGCAGACGCUGGAUAAAGCCAUCCCUGUACUGCGGGCUCAAGGCAGAGUGCUUGAGGACUUCCGGUUCAAUGACAGCUCGAUGUCCGCUCUGUUCAAGUCCAUCCUUCAAGGCCUUCACUAUCAGGGAAUGUCGGGUGAGAUCAUGUUCAACAGUAAAGGUGAUCGUAUCGGCUCAGCAAUCGUGAAACAGCUUCAAGGAGAUAGAGAGGUCAAAAUUGGGACUUACGACUCUAUCCAUGGCACCUUAAUACUUGACGGACCCAGCAAGCUUAUAUGGCAAGAUGGAGCGAUUCCUGUUGAUCGAAUGGUGGUGAAGUUGAAGCUGGUGUCUGUGUCGGCCUCCCUCUUCAUCGUCAUCACUCUGUUCUGCUCAAUAGGGAUCCUCCUGGCCUUGGGAUUUCUCGCCUUCAACAUUCACUACAGGGAAAGAAGGUUCAUUCGCAUGAGUAGUCCCCGGAUGAAUAGUAUCACCGUGAUUGGCUGCAUAAUCAUCUAUUUUGCCGCCUUAUUGUCAGGACUUGAUGGCAAAUACCUUAGUGAAGAUCAGUACUCGACACUCUGUCAGGUGAAACUGUGGACCCUGUCAGUGGGCUUUACACUUGCGUAUGGCGCUAUGUUUUCCAAGACUUGGCGUGUUCAUGUCAUUUUCCUACGAAGAAUUGAACGAAGGUCAAUUCGUGACCAUCAGCUUUAUGGUAUCGUUAUUGCGUUACUCGCAGUGGAUACGGCGCUCCUAGCCGCCUGGCAAGUCCUGAACCCCUUCAUACGCGCUAUCAAGUAUUUGCCCAUCGAAAAGGAUGAGAAUGGGUUUGAAGCUGUGCGCCCUUACAUCGAGUACUGCUCCUGUGACCACGUGAUGGAGUGGAAAGGGGUUAUUCUUGCCUAUAAGGGACUCUUGCUCAUUCUCGGCGCGUUUCUCGCGUGGGAGACUCGCAAUGUUACCAUCCCCGCGCUAAACGACUCACGGAACAUCGGCGUGUCAGUAUAUACUGUGGUGCUCUCUUGCGUUGUUGGGCUUCCUGUGGUGCUGGUCGUUAAGGACAUGCCGGAUUUCACAUACGGACUUGGGGCGUGUGUGUGCAUCAUAUGCACCACGAUCACACUUUGCCUCAUGUUCAUACCCAAGAUUCUCGCUCUCGGUAAACCAGAAGAAGAGAGCUCCACACUUCAAACAUCCCGCUGCGCAACCAAACAUGCUAAAGUCAUUCCAGUAGAUACAACAGAGAGCACAUCCCAAAGAGGCGGCAACAUCGCAAACGAAUCGCCACGAAUAUCUGUCCGUGUACAUAGCGCAGACCAAGCCUGUGUUUCACCAUCUAGAAAACAAUCAAAUCAUUCAAAAUCAAUAAGCUUUGUCCCAGAUUGUGACAUAACCUCAAAUGUAUCAGCGCAGGACGCACACUUGACUUCGAGACCAGCUGUCGAGUUAAGUGAAGGAUUUCGCGCAAACAAAGAUACCAUAGUUGAUAAAAAUUCCAGCUCGAAUUUAAAAGAAAUACAAAAGUCUCAAGCAAGUAGUUUGCCAAAGAUCGAACAUGGCAGGUCAUUGGUGGGAAAUUAUCUUUCUGAUGGAGAGAAUUCCAGACAAGAGCAUAGAGAUGAGCAGCGUGGUGUAGCCGAGAGUCUUAAGUUAGCCGUCGCCGGGGAUUCUCUCCAUUUAGAGAGUAUGGAGACCGAGGAGGAGAGCAGGACUGGGGAGAAUACUGAGCAAGCAAUACACAUACCCACUCAAAAAGAAACACAUGUUUCUAGGUAACACCAUGCGCAAAGUAGCCAAGAAAGACGAGGCCAUCCUUAGUUUGGAAUGUUUAAAUGUAACAAGAACAUAUUAGGAAAACCCCAUCAGAUUAGGAAGACAACAGUAGAGUGCCCAGCGAAUCAAAGUACGGCGAGCAUUUGUUCUCGCAAAUAAAUUUAUUAACUAAGGAUCUGUUUUCUCUAGCCCUAUGCAUUAAAAUGCGUAAAUAUGGUGUUGAGUGCUUGCGAGUCGUUCGCACUAAAUUAAUGCUGUCACAUUCGUCUUUCCUCUGCAUAAAAGAAUUUGGUAGCAUUAAAGAAUGAAGUCUUUUAUUGACGAUAUUUGAUUGAAAAUAUCUUGGAUACUCGCUUGAAUUAGCCAAUGGAAAUGGAUGCUUUGUGUGACUCCGCAUUUAGCGGGAGCAUAAAAUGUCAGCGUGAUUGCCCUUCUUUAAAGGGGGAUGCUGAAGAGUUUGUUAAAUAUUUUAACCUAUGAAAUAUAUACCUAUGUCCAACACU